Molecule: messenger RNA, 734 nt
Organism: Mercenaria mercenaria
Lineage: Eukaryota; Metazoa; Mollusca; Bivalvia; Venerida; Veneridae
Exons: 2
Coding region: 88-495 (135 amino acids)
Molecular function (GO): protein binding
Source: RefSeq, a predicted model, not a curated record
GCCUCUUCACUGAUAAUAUAUAAAAGGUUAGGGUAGAUUUCAUUCAGUUCAAAUCUUAAUUAUCACGGUCAACAAAUUCAUAAAAAUAUGGCAACACUAUUUUAUACCAGUGCUAGUUUUAUUCUUGCGGGACUAUCACUCCAUUUAACUACAGCAGAAAACAUUGCCUUUCAUGUACGUGGAGGGUCCGUUCUACUGAAUGACGGAAAUGGAUUCAAGUCUGACUAUCCUGGCUAUUUUUCUGCACCUGUUUCCGGCGUCUACCAUUUCAAAGUACAUUUCUGUCAAUCCUCACCAACACAUCUGUUACUAAAGAAAGGGUAUCAACUCCUUGAAUCUAGCACGACCAUCGAAGCGUGUGAUUCUUUCACCACUAUUGCUAAAGUUCAAAAGAAUGAAAGUGUAUCUUUGGAGUCUCAGUCUCUCUAUGGUAACUAUUUCCCGGAUGAUAAUAUUGGAUACUCGUUUAUGGGGUUUCUUCUAUAUGAAAUAUAGAUCAAUGUGACAAAAGCAGUUUGGACUUGACACAUCAAAGGUGUUGUACAUACACAAGCAUUUGUAAUGUAAUAAAACACUUACCAAGAAAAUAUGUCAUAAUCGCUUUUCUUAAGGAAAUCUUAUCUUAAAGUCUUAAUUGUCAUUUUCGGAAUUCAAGUAUUUUAGUUGUCAAUUUUCUUGUGUAUAAUACUAAUAAUAAACAAUAUAUCCCGAUAAUAGUCUUUGUGUCUUACACC